Messenger RNA from Pygocentrus nattereri (red-bellied piranha), 5337 nucleotides. RefSeq names its product protein mono-ADP-ribosyltransferase PARP14-like. The record is from RefSeq and is a predicted model, not a curated record. Lineage: Eukaryota; Metazoa; Chordata; Actinopteri; Characiformes; Serrasalmidae. Gene Ontology annotation, biological process: negative regulation of gene expression. Gene Ontology annotation, cellular component: nucleus; cytoplasm. Gene Ontology annotation, molecular function: NAD+ poly-ADP-ribosyltransferase activity; nucleic acid binding; transcription corepressor activity.
AUGGAGGACUUUCCUCACCCCCUCACUGUGGAGGGUCCCUGGCCCUCAGCCUCCACCAAGACCCUCGAUGCCAAGCUCCAGAUCUACUUUCAGAGCAGGAGGAAGUCUCAGGGUGGGGACUGCGUGGUGAGGUUCUCCGAGCAGAGCCGCACCGCUACGGUUCACUUCAGAUCGGCUGAAACCCGAGAUCAGGUUCUCUCUAAGGGAGAUCACUGUGUAACUAUUGAAAACCAGCUGGUGAGGCUGAAGGUGUUCAAACCUGGUGAUGAAGAGAGACAGGCAGAAGAGCCCAGUGGAGCAGUAAGUGGACAAAACUCUCUGUAUUUUGUGAUUGAUUAUAAGAAGCUGAAGCACCUUUCCAGCAACCAUCUUGACAAAACCGCUGGAUUCAUAAUACAGAUUGAACCUGAUGAGAGUCAGAGGGACCCACCUGAGGAAUGUCCCAAGUCCAGUGCUGUGGUCCUGGAGAAUGUGCCACAGACGUUUUCCAGAGAAGCUCUUCUGCUUUUAGUGGAGAACAUCAGUGGUCAUUCUGAAAAAGAGUUUUCCCUGGAGAUAAUAAGGGAAUUAGGGAGAGCUGUUGUGACCUUUAAUGACCCUAAUGUUUCUGAGAAGUUCCUUGUGGAGAGCAGGAGUAAUACAAUAUUCCAGCAGUGUUCUCUAUCGGGUCGGGCUCUGGAAAAAAGUAGAAGCGUUAAAGUGGAAAACGUGCCAGCUGAGGCCUCUAAAGAACUGCUAUACCUUUACUUUGAAAGGUGGGGUGGACAAGUGAAGGAUAUCAUCACAAGUCCUGAAGAGCAAGCUGCCAUCAUCACCUUUCAUGGUCAAGAGGCCAUGGAAAAAAUUCUGGGGAAAGAACACCGUAUUAGCGAUACUGUAGUUACUGUCUACCCAUAUUACAUGUCUUUGGCUACCGCCUUGUAUGGCAAAGACAGACCAACAUGGACGCUGCCCAAACCUUUCACAGAGAAGAUCAGUCCUGCUAUCAGAGAAUUCCUCAAUAAGAAGGGGCUAAUAUCCUCCAUCUGUCAAGAAAUGGACUCAUUGUUCUGCCAUUUGAACAUGGACAAAGCUGAAGUCCAGCUCAGUCCUCUUCCCACACUGCUGAAACAGAAGGGUAUAACCAAGAAGCACAUAGACGACUGGAGGCAAAAUGCCACAGAUGGCUUUAGAAAAAUACUCUCCAACUACGCUGUUUUUGAGUAUGCGGUAAUCCCCUCUGUUUGGUCUACAGUAGAGAAGGACAUCCGGUCAGCUGUGGAAGACAAAGCUGUCAUGAUGUUGGAUGACAAUGUUCUGACAGUGGCAGGACUUGCUGAGGACAUUAAUCUGCUGAAGCCACACGUGGAAGAUAUUUUACAGAGAGCAUUAAAUCAAUUGGAAAGGGACCAGAACAGUGUCUCAGACAGCAUAGAGAUGCUCCCUGCCAUGUUCUCAUUUCUUAUGCAAGGAGGACUUCAACAAAAUGCUGCAGCUAAAUAUCCAGAGCUGAAGCUCAUAUACAAAAAAGACACCAAUCAGUUAACAUUGCAUGGCCUUUCUGUGGAAACAGUUGACAUCAAAAAUUGGAUCCUUGAGAGGAGACUGAAUAUGAGACAGAAGAUUCUGAACAUGGACCCUUCAUUAUUGGAGUUCCUGAGAUCAGUGGACUGUGAGGAGAUGUCAGGAAACCAGUUCAUAUCCAAGGGAAUCAGUGCAGUCUACAGCAUUGAAAAUGAGGAUGUUGUGUUGACUGCAAGCUCAGACAGAUCACUGACUGAGGCAGAGAAAACUCUUACAGCAGAGCUUACAUCCAGUACCCUCUCUUUAGAGGAUUUAAGUGUGCUUGAAAAGCCAGCAUGGCGCUCUCUCAAUGACCAACUGAGUGAAACAUACAACUCUAUGAAAAAAACUGUCAUGAUAAAACCCUCAAAACAAGGACUUGAGGUUUGUGGCUUUAAGGGCUCAGUCUCUGAGGUCUUCAAGACCUUAGAGAAAUUUAUUCAUAUGAACUCAACAAUCGAGGAAGUGCUUCACGUCAAGUCAUGCGCUGUGGUGAAGUUCAUAAAUGAGAAAAAGUCCCCAGUUUGGAAGAAACAUGUAAAGCCUGAUGAGGUGACAGUUCAUUUUGACCCCAAACGACCCUUGAUCCGACUGUCUGGAGAGCGUAUGUAUGUCCAGCCAGCAGUGCAGUUAUUUGAGAAAAUUGCAGAAACUCUCCAAACUGAUUGGCUGACGAUUAAAAAGGCUGGUGCUAAAAAGUACUUCCGGGAGCAGGGAAGCAUGUUCUUGAUGAUGAUGAAGGAACAUAGAUUUGUGGUCGUUCUUGAGGAUGAUGCUAUGCUGAAUGAGGACACAGAGAACUACGAUAAUGCUAAAGUGGAAGAUUUAGGACAGUCAUUCUCUGAGGUCCAGAUGCCUGGUCAGGUCCAUAAGUUCAAAGUAGGUGCAAAGUUGGUGGAACAUUUUGAAGUUCCACCAAGGGUUCAUGAAUCACAGAGUUACAGAGCAAAUGAAUCUGUGAAGUUUGAAGGAGUGACAAAAAGACAAAACAUAAAGCCACUGUCUGGAACACAAGCUGAUGUCCUGGACAGGCCGGGGUUCCUUGAAACUCAAUCCACACAAGAGGGACUCAGAAUCUUUCUGAAGAAAAGCAAUAUCCAGGAUGCCCUCUCGGAUGUGAUUGUCAACACCAUCUCAGAAGAUGUGAACCUCAGCAAAGGUGCUGUCUCCAAAGCACUCCUGCAGGCUGCUGGUCCUCAACUGCAGGCAGAAGCUAGUUCUAGAACUGAAUCUUCAUGUCUAAGUUAUGGAAGCAUUUUGGCCACUGAUGGCUACAAUUUAAAUUGUCAAAAGGUCUUCCAUACAGUUUGUCCAUUUUGGAAUGGAGGAGCUGGUUCAGAAGCUAAGACAUUGAAACAAAUCUUUAGUGACUGCCUUAAAAAAGCAGAACACCAGAAAAUGGCUUCAGUUUCCUUCCCGGCCAUCGGAACAGGGAAUCUUGGCUUUCCUAAAGACUUGGUGUCCGACAUUCUGCUGAGAGAGAUUCAUGAAUUUAGUGCCAAAGUCAGGCCUCAGUACCUUAAAGAAGUGACUGUGGUUGUGCACCCUUCAGACAACGAGACUGUACAGGUACUAGAUAAAGGUCGUCAUAAGUUCAAUCGCAUGUCUGAAAGUGUGCCAAUGGCAAAGAAUCCAGAAGUUAAAAAUUCAAUGGGACUCUUUGGAGUGGUUUCCACUCCCACUCUCGGAGUGCACACGGUGCAGGUGGGACAUGUGACCCUGGAGGUGUCGUCAGGAGACAUCACCAAAGAGAAAAGCGACGCCAUCGUUAACUCCUCUAACAGUUCGUUCUCUUUGAAAUCAGGAGUCUCCAAGGCCAUUUUAGCUGCUGCUGGACCAGCAGUGGAACAGGAAUGUGCAGAGAUUGUAAGUGCAUCACAACCGAAGGAAAUGAUUGUGACCUCUGGAGGUCAGCUCCCAUGCAGUCACAUAAUCCACAUCAUAGGCAGAAACACUCCUGCAGCCAUCAAGGAUGCUGUUUACUCUGUUUUAAAGUUGUGUGAGGCUCAGAAGUUCUCCUCGGUUGCUUUUCCGACUCUUGGCACAGGUCAAGACGGGGCAAGUCCUUCUGCUGUUGCUGAUUCCAUGAUUGAUGCCGUGAUCGACUUUGUGAAGAAGAAAAAAGGGUCUCAGUUACAGAGUGUGAAGUUCCUGAUAUUCCAGACAUCAAUGGUGUCAGAUUUCCACCAGAGCAUGCUGAGGAGGCAGCAGAAGGGCGUGGAGGAGGACACCACUGUGCUUGGCUGGUUAAAAGACAAAUUUGACUCUAUGGCCAGCUACAUUACGGGCAACAGUGCAGAAGCCAGUCGACAAUUCCCUUCUGUACACGAGGACUUUGUGAUGGCGAGUGAGGAGUUUGAGCCGGCGGUCUUUCAGCUGUGUGCAGAGUCCCAGCGGGACCUCAAUGAAGCCCGAGAACUGAUCAACAGCUUCAUCAUCAAAGAGCAGAUGAGUUCAUCCAUCCGGGACUCCGUCAUCAACAGUUUCACCAGAGAAGACGCAGAGAUGCUGACUAACCUGCAGAGGGAGCUCACGGUCAGCAUCCAGCUUAAUAAGAACGGUCCCGAGCCGGUUAUCACCGUGGAGGGCCUGACCCGAGACGUGGUCAAGGUAGAGGGCACCAUCCGGGACAUGAUCCGCAAAGUGGAGAAGAACGAAGCCCGAAAACGCGAAGCCUUCAUGAUCAGCAGCUUGGUAGAGUGGCAGUAUCUGGACAGCACAAAUAAUCUCGUACCCUUUGAUAUCUACACUAACUAUGACCUGGAGGAGGCUUUUGGGAAAAAACAACCUCGCGUAAAGAUCAAGAUCAACAACGAGGAGGUUGAGGCUGAUUUAACCCUAAGAGUGGCUUAUUCAAGAAGCAGAAGGAUUGAAUUGAAGAGGGUUGACCUGAAAGACCAGCCCUCAGUGGCUCUGCCCGGUCACUGGGAGAAAAUGAAAGAUGACAAGUUUGUUACACGGGUCCAAAUUAAACAAGGCAGCCAGGAACACGAGGAUGUGGAGACGGAGUUCAGGAAAACUGGGCUGGCCAAUGAAAUUCUUAACAUCGAGAGAGUCCAGAACAGCACUCUGUGGAAGAACUACAAGAUUAAGAAGAAGCACUUUGAAGAAAAGAACAAGCACAAGAACAAUGAGAAGAGGCUGUUCCACGGCACCGGCCCUGAUAACAUAGACAAGAUCAACCACCAUGGCUUCAACAGGAGCUAUGCUGGCACGCAUGGUGCCAUGUUUGGGAAUGGCGUGUAUUUUGCUGUUGACCCAGGUUACUCAGCCAGGGGAUACUCCAAGCCAGACAAACAAGGUCAUAAGCGCAUGUAUCUGGCCAGAGUGCUGGUUGGUGACUACACCAAAGGAAGAGGUGGUCUAAUUUCCCCUCCAGCCAAGAGCUCUACAGCCACAGAUUUAUACGACAGCGUCACUGAUAAUCAACAAAACCCGAGCAUGUUUGUGAUUUUCCAUGACGUGCAGGCGUAUCCGGAAUACCUGAUCACCUUUCAGUAGAUCUUUUUAAUCAGCAGUUGUGGACUAAUUAUGAUUAUCCAUGUUUCCAUUUUCUGUUAUGUUCUCAUUCUUAUGGAUUAUGUUGAAUUAGUUGCUGUAAUGGAUAGAACUAUUAGGUGUGGGGAUACGCUAAUAGAUCAGAAGAUAUUAAUACAUAAUGAAACAAAUACAUUUAAAAUACUGCACUAAUAAAAUAGCUUUCUAAUGUUUAUCAAUUAAGACCUACUUUGUUUAUGGUGUCAUAUUAUAUUCUACAGAUUUUAAUGGUUAUUAAGGCAACAAUAUUGCUGUUUU